AUGACAGCACAAGGCGACGUCACGGCGGAGAUCAACUUCUACCGCGCCCCCGCCGACGGCUCCGCGCCCUUCGCCUACGUGGAGCAGCCUCCAGCCGGCCAACCGCAACAGAACUUCUCGCAGACCACCCAGCAAGUCCAUCUGACUGACAUCCGCGGCCACGAGGAUGAGUACUCUCUCGCCAAGGACGCCUUCCAAGUCUUCCGGGGCGUCCCCUCGGCCAUGAGCUACGCGCAAUUCGACUCCGACGAGGCCAUCCGCGAGAUCUACUACCCGGAAACCGAGCGAUUCCUGCUCGAGCACGUCCCCGGCGCCCGGCGGGUGGUCAUCUUCGACCACACCGUGCGCAAGCAUGACCCGAGCGCCUCGCGGCAGCCCGUGACGUACGCGCACGUGGACCAGACCGCGGCGGCGGCGGAGGCGCGCGUGCGGCGGAGCAUCGCGGACCCCGCGGAGGCGGAAAAGCUGGUGCAGGGCCGGUUCCGCAUCAUCAACGUCUGGCGGCCGAUCAACGGGCGGGUCGAGUCGCUGCCCCUCGCCUUUGCCAGCGGGAGCUCCACCGACCCUGCGGAUCUCAUCCCCGUCCAGCGCCGCUACCCCACCUUCACCGGCGAGACCAUGAGCGUCCAGUACCAGCCCACCCAGAAAUGGCUGUACUGGUCGCAUGUCGCCGACGACGAGCGCAUCCUGCUGCAGUGCUCCGAUAAUCAGCCGGGCGCCGUGGCCCGCGUGCCCCAUGCUGCCUUUGUGCAUCCCCGCUCUCCUGCCGAUGCGAAGCCUCGGGAGAGCAUUGAGGUGCGCGCGUUGGUAUUUGAUUAG
Aspergillus aculeatus ATCC 16872 is the source of this 819-nucleotide messenger RNA. RefSeq names its product putative methyltransferase. The transcript has a single exon. The record is from RefSeq and is a predicted model, not a curated record. Gene Ontology annotation, molecular function: oxidoreductase activity. Lineage: Eukaryota; Fungi; Ascomycota; Eurotiomycetes; Eurotiales; Aspergillaceae. Bases 1 to 819 code for a protein of 272 amino acids.